Spinacia oleracea (spinach) is the source of this 1416-nucleotide messenger RNA. RefSeq lists its product as uncharacterized. Lineage: Eukaryota; Viridiplantae; Streptophyta; Magnoliopsida; Caryophyllales; Amaranthaceae. The coding region runs from base 1 to 1416 and encodes 471 amino acids. The record is from RefSeq and is a predicted model, not a curated record. The transcript has a single exon.
AUGAUAGAUGCUGGAACACUCUCCAUCAGAAAUUCGUCCAAUAAACCCAAAGACACUCAACCAAGCAUCACAAACAACCCUCUUCCAAAUCAUAAACCUGCAGUUUCUAUAAACAACAUUUCCCUCUCCCAUAAUGAAAUUGACCCGACACGAUUAAUGGAUCAAAUCAAUCCUAACGCAAACGAUAUAUUCUUCGAUGAAAACUACAAAUGUUUUAUGUACGAUUACUCCACUCAAGAGAAGGUCAAAAUUAUGCCUUACGAAGGCCUUGACAUCAUUUCAAGCAAGGACCCAUUUUCAGAUAUAUGCGCCACUCUGGAUUAUGACGGGGCAUUUUUUAUGCUAGAUUGUGAUUUGGAUGAAGAUGCUUCUUCGGUGAUGUCCAUAGUUGAAAGGAAUACUGGAGGUCACCUCACUACACCACAAAAUUUUCAACGCCCAAUCUGCCUCGACGAUCAUAGUGAUGGUGAAGAGGUAAGUGUAGCUCACUUAACUAGAGCCGGUCGUCACUUCAAACCCUCAUACCUUGAAGAUGAUAAUCCUUUAGAUGCUUUGUUGAGAAAAGAAAAAGGAAAAGGACCAAUGGCAGAAGAAACCAGUGAAGAAGAUGAUGCCAUUAAGCGCAUGAAGGAGGUUAAUUCUAACAUUUCUAUCUGGAAACUUUUGAUGCACUCACAACCUCAUCGAACUGCGGUUAUCCGACAUCUCCACGAGGCAUCAAUUGAUGCUUCUAUCACUCCCGAUCAAGUAGUGGGCCUUAUCCACGGAGUAGAUCGUACAUUAAUGUUUACAAAUGAUGAUCUUCUAGAAAAUGCCGACCACAACUAUUCUUUGCAUAUUACGGUAGAAUGCAAUGGAUGGUCUAUACUUAAGGUUCUCAUCGAUAAUGGCUCAGCAAUCAAUGUGUGCCCUUAUCGGUCCUUGAAGAAACUCGGCCAUUCAAAAGAAGAUUUGACACCCUCUAACCAGGUAGUUAAAGCAUAUGAUAAUGCCUGGAGGAAUGUACUGGGAUCGAUCGAGUUGCUUCUUGAAUAUGGUUUUGUUGCUAGAAACGUGGAGUUCGUAGUAAUUGACAUUGAGGCAUGUUUCAAUCUGUUAUUGGGAAGACCAUGGCUGCACGAAAAUAACGUUAUCGCUUCUACACUCCAUCAAAAAGUAAAGUUUCUCAGUGAUCAAGGUGUGGGAACUAUUAAAGGCGAUCCAAGCGACACUAGUAUCUCUCAUAUCGGAAAGUCAAUACUCCAUUUGGACGAAGAAGAAGAUACUCGGGUAGACGGUUUUUCAAUAUAUAGUGUCCAAGUGGAAGAUCCUGAAGAAGACUCUGAAGAAGAUCCUGAGGAAGAUUUGGCAGAAAAUAUGGAAGAAGAGCUAGGAAAUCCUGAAAAUAAUACUCAGGAUAGAGAUGAUACAGCCUGA